This is a messenger RNA of Macrosteles quadrilineatus (aster leafhopper), 7437 nucleotides long. RefSeq lists its product as uncharacterized. The record is from RefSeq and is a predicted model, not a curated record. Gene Ontology annotation, biological process: protein histidyl modification to diphthamide. The coding region runs from base 302 to 2395 and encodes 697 amino acids. Lineage: Eukaryota; Metazoa; Arthropoda; Insecta; Hemiptera; Cicadellidae. Gene Ontology annotation, molecular function: diphthine-ammonia ligase activity. The transcript is spliced from 15 exons.
UUUCCGAUCUCAAAGCUGAUCCUGUCUGUAAAUAAAUAUGUGAGGUUGUGGUUUGAGUUUGUGAAUAAUUGUAAGUGGGUCGUGUUUUAUUUUAUGAUUGCGACUCAAAUUAUUUAAAACAGUUAUGUUAUCAAUUAAAUUGUUUAUUUUAUUAGAAAACAAUCAAGGAUUUCCCCUGCUAUAUUUAUAAAUCAGUCCAUCGCUCUCUGUUCAGAGUGUAAAAUUUAUUCAUAGAUUUUAGGGAGUGAUAGCUUAAACUUUCUUUUUCAGUCUAAUGAGUUUAAAGGGUACACACUAAGCGAUGAAGGUGGUAGCUCUGGUUAGUGGAGGCAAGGACAGCUGUUUCAACAUUUUACAAUGUGUUGCAGCCGGACAUGAGAUUGUUGCGUUGGCCAACCUGAGACCCGAGUCCAACCUACGAGAUGAGUUGGACAGCUAUAUGUACCAGACGGUGGGACAUCAGGGAGUUGAUCUAUACUCAGAAGCUUUAGGUCUUCCGUUAUUCCGUCACAGAACCCAAGGCAAGGCUCUAAUUCAUGAAAAAGUUUACACGGUUACUCCUGAGGAUGAGGUGGAAGACUUGUACAAACUUCUAGCUCACGUCAAGGAAAAAGUUGUGAUUGAAGCAGUCGCUGUCGGAGCUGUACUUUCUGACUACCAAAGAAUUAGAGUUGAAAAUGUUUGCAGCAGGCUAGGACUGGUAGCGUUGGCCUACCUGUGGCGGAGAGACCAAGCCCAGCUGUUACAAGAGAUGGUGGACUGUAACAUCAAUGCAAUCAUCAUCAAAGUGGCAGCAUUGGGACUAGACCCUGGCAAACAUCUCGGCCUUCGCAUAUCCGAGAUACAACCACACCUGGUGAAAAUGAAUGAAAAAUAUGGCUUAAAUAUUUGUGGGGAAGGAGGCGAAUACGAAACCUUUACCCUUGACUGCCCUUUGUUCUCAAAAUCAUUGGUGAUAGAUGACUCCGAAACAGUUAUUCACUCCAACGAUGCGAUCGCUCCGGUAGGAUACAUAAACUUUGUCAGGCUCCGUCUGGAUGAUAAACAGGUGGAUGAAGAUUUGUCAUUUCUGGAGCGACUUGCUGGUUUGCCAAUCAAGAACUCGUUAGAUUACAUAACUGACAUUGACGAAGAAGACAUAGUUGACUGUGAUAAAGACCAUGAACCCAACGAAAACGAGACUAAAGACUGCUUUGACCAAAUGUCCUUGGUUGAGCCGGAAAGGUUGCUGUUGAUGCGAGAGCAGGAACCUGUGCCAGAUAAACCGAGCAUUGUUAGAAACUCGUCUGGUUGGUGUUGGAUCGGUGGAGUGACGGGGACACACACGGACAGUGCCCAGGCUACCUUGGAGGCUCUUGGCAAACUGUGUGCUUUGUUGGAGACAGAGGGCAUGUCGCCGGUGGACCUGGUCCGUGUGUGUAUGUUCGUCAGCAGCAUGGCCGACUACGCAGCAGUCAAUGCAGCGUACGUGGGUGUACUGAGUCAUGUCAACCCACCCGUACGGGUGUGUGUUGAGGCCCCGUUGCCCCCGGAGUGCCCGAUAGUACUGGAGGCGACGGCUCAUCGUAGAGCGGAGGUCGCCCGACACACCAUGCAUGUGCAGACUAUUAGUCACUGGGCCCCGGCAAAUAUUGGACCUUACAGUCAGGCGGUCAGGAUAGGAGAUGUAAUCUAUGUCGCCGGUCAGAUUGCCUUGGUGCCUGGUUCUAUGCAGUUGGUCCAAGGAGGUAUCCGUCGACACAGCCGACUCGUGUUGCGACAUGUUGAUAGAGUGAUAAGAGCGAUGGACCCUAACACCCAGAUCAGGGAUGUUGUUCAGGGUGUUUGCUAUGUGACCAAUGCAGCCUACAUAGCCGAGGCGAGACGAGAGUGGGAGCGAAGGACUAACAACGCCAUCACAGAUUACGUUGUGGUACCUGCACUGCCUCGGGGAGCUCUGUUGGAGUGGCAGGUGUGGGCUCACAGAAGCAAUGCAAGGUUCGAGUACGAGGAGACUGGUUGUGUGAUUGGUGACUGCCGUGUGUCUCUCAGGCGAAGGUGGAACUACGACAACACUGUAGCCGCUGUCGUCUGUAACGUAUCUUCAGGCAGUUCAGCCUCCAACCCAACGUUAGGGAACUCUCCGACCGCGCGGGAGGAGCCACUGUCAGAAUCAGACCUGCGCGAAGUGCUGGGCUAUUGUCUGCUGCGUCUACACCGAGGUGAGCCACCGCCUGUGUCUCGCGUGUGUGCGCUGCGCGUUUUACACCGCGUGGGUCACGGGCCGUCCUGUCACACCAUACACAACGCUAUAACGCAGCUAGCAGACGUCACUGUCGCCCCUACGAUACUACCCGUUUGUCAACUCAACCAUCCUAACACCUUUCUGAGUCUUUGGGCGCUACGACACCAGUAGAGGCUCGUCAGAAGAUAUAUUUUAAGGCUAAAGAGGGUAAUGUUAUUUUAACUGAGCUUUAAGGUAAUUACUGGACCAUGGAAUUAUUUUUACAGCUGUUAUAAUUGUAUUUUUGUGAACUUAUUGCUUUAUCGAAAAUGAUUUUGAAAAAGGAUCCAUUUUUUUCUGCAUAUAGGAGAACUCUAACUAAGCGUAGAAAUGUCGGCUGGAAUAUGGCUUUAAAAUAGUGUAAUGUUAUUUUAAUUGUAUGUGCUAAGGUAAAAAUUACUGGACCAUGGAAGUUUGUUUACAACUGUUAGGAUUGUAUUUUUGUGAUAUUACAUCAUUUUGCUUUCAUUUUAAAUAUUCCCGUAUUACUGAGAUGUACUACGAGUGGUUAGAAUACCUGUUUUUAUAAUCCUAUUGGUUGUGGUUCACAUGAAACCAUCAUCAGGCAUCACAAGGACAACAACAUCGCAUCUGAAGGUCGUCAUAUUUCACACACACUCCACAGGACUAGAGUUUACCCUCCAGUAACUAUCGCUGCAACUAAAACAGCUGCCUAAUGAUGCGUUCCAAAGCGAACUGAAACUAGUUGCCAUCGCAACCAAUAGAAUAACGAACAACUAAAUAAUACAGGUAUUUAAACCACUUACUGUAUCGUUUUUAUCUAUCAAAGUGAUUAUGGAAAUAGUUUUUAACCUAAUUUCUUCUAAUUUUUUAACCUCAAAUAUAUUUAUUCAUAACAUUACAUCGGCGUGGUCUAGCCAAGUUUACAAAACCUGUUGCCGAGUUCCAAAUAAUUCAAAAGGUUAGAAACAAAUUUAUUUGUGUUUUUGUUUUGUUUUUGUAAGCACAAAAAAUAUAUAAAUUACAAGAUUGGUGGUGUGGCAGGCACUUAUCUUGAAGAAGUGUAAAUAAUUAUUGAAGAGCUAAAUUUCCAAAAGUUAUUUGAAACAUGUACAAUCUAACAACUAUGAAUACAUUUUUUAACUUCCAUGGUAGAGCUACUGCAUUUUCAUGAGUACAGCGAGUUGCCAUAAUCAUGUUUAAGAUUUUCCAGGAGAAAUUUGCUUACUAAGGGAUUUUGUUUUAUACAAUUCAAACUUUAAAGUUGAACAAUGGGUACCGUGCAUAUUUUUCCCAUAUUUAGAUAUAAUAUAAUAUGUUGUUAUUUUUGUUAUGUAGAUUAGACUAUAUUUUUAAUUAGUUAGACUAGUAUCUACCACAAUGGUGUUGAAUUUAAUUUAUAUAUAAAUCAGUUUUUAUUUUGUUUAUGUAAAUUAAUCAACCAAAAGGAAUGUAUAGGGAUUAGUGUAAAAUUUAGACGUUUUCAAUUACUUUAGUGGAAGGAAACAUUUAGUGUUAUUUGUACUGCAUUUAGAUUACUAUACUUACAUUUUUAUACUUGACUAAUUCACUGUUUCGAUAUUUUUUCAAAUUUUUAUAUUGGUUUUGUGAAAUUUUGAUGGUUUCAAAAUCAUGUGAAUUCAAAAAAGGAGCUUUCCUUUCCACCAUAUUUAACAGUAAAGCAAAAGAUUUUUUUAAAUGAAACACACUGCUGAGUUACUCAAUUUCCAAAAUGAAAUGUAUAUUUUUUCCAGAUUUGUUAUUCUGUGUUGCUUAAAAAGCUUAUACCUACCUAAAUAAUAAUAUCAAAUAGUUCAAAUCAGAGUUAAUACUUUUUUAAACUUUAGUCGUUCUUUUCUAUUCUAAAUUCCUUAGUAAUGUAUAACAGCUUGUACUUGAUCUAAACUUUGUUUAUGGAUUAAUCAAUAUAAUUAAAUUAUAAAUAAAUAGUUGAGAUUGUUCUUUCAAAACAGUUCUAGGCCUAUUUUGUUAAUCCUUGCAGUUUAAGAAAGUUGUUAACAUUUUUAAUAAUAUUCCAAAAACUAUUACUGUACAAGUGAUCAAAAAUGUUUAUUGAAAAGGAUAUUACUUCAGCCAUUAACUCGUACACUGACAGUAAACUUCUCAUCAUAUUAUAACAUUUGAAGUGUGUUUUUUUGUCCAGUUAUGUGGAAUGUGUUGUUGACUAAAUGUUUUAUUUUUAUUUUACAGUGUUCCUUUUACUAUCUGGUAGAGCAGAAUCAGUAGUUAGCAAAACAGGUUGUACAGUAGAACCCCGCUAAUCUGUCUACAGGACCAUGUAGCUGGGUACAUAGUGCCCAGUGGUUAUAGUGCUCGCAUAGUAAUCAAAACUUCGCUGGUUCGAUCCUGAGAAAAGUGUGUAGCUUUUUGAUGGUUCGAAACUGGACCCAACUGUUCCUGAUCAUUAUGCUUUUAAUAAAUGUCCCUAACUAAUAAAACAGCUGAUCUUAGUCAGUAACAAAGCUACGCAAGGCAUCACAUUUCUAAUUAUAAUCUCAUAGAAAAUUCUACACUCAUCCUUCACUCAUAUUUGGGUGAAAAUACGCGCAUAGGGGGCGGGCGUCCCCAUCUCAAAUGAAUAUGAAUACGACCAGCACCAGGGUGGGAACAAUGAAAAGGUCGAAUUAUCCAAGGAGCAUAUUAAAUUACUGAUAUUUUUUGAUCAGGCUCGAUCAUAAAGUUCCCAAUCGAUCAUAAUUUUCCCAUCACCGCGCGAGGCGUUAAGUAUUUUACCACUAUAGGGAGACGACCAUGGUGUUUUUAUUUUCCGCAGGACAUAUUCAUGAGUUGCCAAUUCAACGAUAAAAUUUCCAUGGUUGAUCAAGACGAUGAAAAGUUUUUUUCUCUGACUGUGAAAUUUGUCUAGGAUCUUUCAAUAAUUGCGGGAGACGAUGAUAAUGUUUCCUUGACUGCGGGGGAUGAAGAAAAAUUUGUUUGCUGCGAUUGCAAGAGUCAGUGAUAAUCCAACCAUGGCAAAUAGUUACAAUAUUACACGAUAACAUUGUCACCGAUGGCGAUAGGGCACCUAAGUGACACGGUCAGAUUAAGCUAGGAGUCAGGCUAGCAGAGAUCGGAUUAGCAAGGUUCUACUGUAUGAUUUUGUUGUAUGAAUUUUAAAUUUCAAAAUAGGAUAUAAAUAGAGGGCAUUAACAAACUAACAGUUUACAUGACAAAACAUGUGUGUUACAAUUUCCUUCAACAACAUAGUAGCCUAUAACGGUUUGACUUCUAUGUUUCUCAUGUUAUUUUUUUUGUUUUUUCUUCACUGACCACUUUUUUAACCACUGCAGCUGGUUGAAAAAGUGGUCAAUUUCUACUUUUGUGAUGUAUUUUAUGUGUCUCUAUGGACUUAUUUAAAGGUAAGCCUUCUUUCCUGUCAAUUUGCUUAAUAAUUCCUGGCAAAUGCCCUAUCUUUUUAUCAGAUAAUCUUAUCUAUAUACUGUACAGUAAAUAUUAACUUCGUUGAGUGCGGCAGCCAUUCAAACAGGCGCUCGCCAAUUGCGGCAAGGCGCGGGCGAAGCCCCGGCGCGGCAUCGUAACAGUGAACGCAAUUGGCAUUCAAAUAUUUCAAUCUGACGAAUAACAAAAGAGCAGCAGUGAUUGUACUACGUUACCCCCGAGACCGGACUUAGUUCCCUUAAACACCCAAAGUUAGCAGUACUGCCGGGAUCAGUAGUUAGUGGCUUUUUAAUGUGGCUUGAAGAGAGAAAAUCCCCGAAACCGGGACAAAAGCAUUGUCGGACAGGAUUUUACGGGAAAUUUUAGUACCAACCUACACCAAAAUAAAGCUCACAUUCUACGCUACAGGCUAGCAACGAUUAUAACGUUCUCCGGCAAUGGCUGAGCUCAUACUGAACUAAUGUAAUGGGGGUUGCGCAACUACUGUACAUCAAUUGAUGUAGGCCGAUAAGAAUGCUCGUGGCGCGACUACAUCAAUUGAUGUCGUCAGCACUCAAUGUGUUGACAGCUGUUUUACAACAAUGGAAGCACUAGGCUAUUUCUCUAUCAAUCAUUGGCCAUAGGGUUAUUACUUUACUUUGUCGUUAAGUAUAACGUCACUAAAUUUUAACUUUAUGUGACUUAAGUGUAGGUUUCUGGGAUUGUUGAUUUUUUUUCAUCUACUCAUGGAAUUGUCUUAUUUUUAUUUUAUGUGUCUCCUACCAAGUUGAAUUAAAAACUUAAGGGACUUACUAACCAUUGUUUUAUUAGGUUACUGACAAUCUUUUUUGCUGAAAGUACUGGGGUUAAGCAAGUAUUUAAAUUUUGUUAAAAGAAUCACUACAAAUUAUAUAAAUAAAUAAAUUAUAUUAAUACAUGAACUGACUAGAGGCUUUUAGCCUGUGAAAACAAAGAAGAUAGGAAAGUACCAAGGAUGAAGAUUGUUUUAAAUUUUCCAUGUCUACUACAUUGUGUAAUUAAUUAUAGUUAAACCAAUUAAAUUAGAUGAUCAAUUAUACGAGAAUGUAGUUUUCAUUAAAUAUGCUUAUACCAAACAGCUUAGAAAAAAAUCUCAAUAAAUAUUCAGUAUGCUCAUCAAAUUCUCGUGACAAUGUUUAUGUACCAAAAUCUUAAAAUAUAAUUUGAUUUAUCUUACGCUCUCAAUCCCAUUCUUAGACUAUAAAUACAAUUCAAUCAAAUAGGUUUCUUUAUUCUACUAUUGCACAACUUAUUUUCCCUGACCUGUCUUGCACAGUUGAUGGUUUACAAUGUAUUUAUUUUAUAUUAGCUCAGUGUUUUUUUUUUUUUUUUUAAUUAAAGCAUUUGCCAACCCCAGCAAAAUUUUACCAAAUUGUGUUCAAGUCUUACUGGUGGCAUGUUUAGGUUAUCUGGUGUUUUUGCCAUGUAGCUGGUGUUCCUUGUUUUUAAUUAAUCUUUAGCUGGGCUCUUUGUGAGUAUAUAUUUUUAAUCUACUGUAAUAUAGAUUUUCAGUUUGACCUCAAAUAUGUUGUUGUUACAAAUUGUAUCUUAAUCAACUAUGGUUUAUGUUAUUUUGGUUUUUUAUUCUAUUUUGUAUUUUGUUCAAAGACGUUACUUGUUUUUAUUUUUUCCCAAUUCAACUUACAGAAAAAGAAAUAUAUUUGAAUUAUUUUGUUAUGUCUGUUUCCUUCUUGUACAUCCUUUUGUUGGUAUUGAAAAUUGUCCAACAGCUAAAUUAAUUAGGAUUAUAUUACUGAAAACAAUCGUGGUAACCA